Aplosporella prunicola CBS 121167 is the source of this 2532-nucleotide messenger RNA. RefSeq lists its product as uncharacterized. The record is from RefSeq and is a predicted model, not a curated record. The annotation marks the transcript as partial. The transcript has a single exon. NCBI's taxonomy places the organism in Eukaryota, Fungi, Ascomycota, Dothideomycetes, Botryosphaeriales, Aplosporellaceae.
CCGCCGCUACCCCAGAUCCCCUCGCAAAAAGUCCCCCACACCAGCAGCAUGGACACUGUGAGCCGCAGCAUGUCGCGAUACCGCCGUCAGCGGCCCGCCAUAGCUACUUCCCACGCUGCACAUGCGCCUCCCAUGCCCGGCUCCAUAAAACGCGCGGGAACGCUGCCGGUCGGACCAUGCCCUGCCCAGGACAACUCCCCCCUCACCCGCGCCCAGUCCAACCCAGGCGGGCCAACACUUGAUGCCGAAGCUGAGCAUCAGGCCCGCCUCAGCGCCCAGCUCAAGGCCGAAAAGCGUGCCAGGGCCGAGGAAGCUGAGCGCUCACGCCGCUUGGAACAGCGAGCUGCAGACCUCCGUGCGCGACAGGAUGCAUCGCGGGAGAGGUCUCUACUGGCACGGAAAGAUGAGGAAGAACAUGAGCGAUUGGUCGAGCGUCAGAGGCCGCGUACUGCCAAGAACAGCAGCUCUCAACACGGCGGCGACGGAGCUGUCAUGCCACCAUCCCCUCAGAGCCCUGAACCCAAGAGAAAGUUUGGAUUCUUGCGCAGGCGCAAAGAAGAGGAACCGGCCAAGUCAGCCGACGUUUCUGGUCAUGGCAGGCAGAGACAAGUCAGCGAUGAUCUGCCAGAUACCAUCAGGCCGGGGGGAGGAGGCGUUGUGCCUGGCAUUGACGCACCGAUUUCGGCAGUCAACGCGGGCGAUCGUCGCGUUCUCGUCGAGUGCAAUCGGUCUAGGAUCCUGCUUCCCGUCACGCCCACCACUACUGUCUUGGACCUGAUUCGAUCCGCGUCGACCUGUCUCGCAGAGCCCAUUGAUGCCAAAGCGUCCGUCCUCCUCGAGGCCUUCAGCAAGGCUGGCGUGCAGCGGCCGCUUCGUCACUAUGAGCGCGUCAGGGACAUCAUGAACUCUUGGGAUGAUGACAACCAGAACAGUUUGGUCCUGGUCGAUUCUCCGACUGGAGGCAACGACCAUGACUUGAGUGCUAGCUCGGUACCAGCAGACAAGCCUCAAGGAUUGUCCUGCUCAAUGUACUAUUCGCAGAAGCCAGGAAAGUGGACCAAAAAAUGGGUUACGCUCCGUAACGACGGCCAGAUACUGUUGUCAAAGAACGAGUCAGGCAAAGACUCCAGCAACAUGUGCCACCUUUCGGACUUUGACAUUUACACGCCCACUGCCCGUAACGCUGCAGAAAAGGUCAAACCGCCUAAGAAGGUCUGCUUCGCCAUCAAAAGCCAACAAAAAUCCACCAUGUUCAUUUCUACUUCUAACUUCGUCCAUUUCAUGUGUACUGGUCACAAGGACGAUGCGGCCGAUUUCUACAAUGCUGUCCAGGGUUGGAGGAGUUGGUACUUGGUAAACGUCUUGGGAGAGGGCUCAAAGAAAUCAAAGACAGCCGCGGAUACAUCAGCACCCGAUGCUGGAGAGACACAUUCGGCAUCUGCCAGCCAAUCUACGCAAGCUCAUCACCGGCCAGCCAACUCUGUCGACUCCCACUAUCAAUUAGGGUCGUUCAAACCAUUGAUCGACGUAGGCCGGCUCAACCAACCGCCAGUGUUAGAACAAAGCAGCGUUUUCCAUUCCGAGGAUAAGGACAGUGGGACGACGAGCAGCCAAGAGAUGUACACGCGGAAAAUGUCCUUGCGGAGUCGCAGCCAACCCCCAGUCGCAUUCCCGUCUCACAUGGCUGCAACCACCGAACCCCCAUUAAGCCAGUCAGCAACUGACUCUUCGGAUGAUGGUACUUUUGCGGCCAACAGUCUCUUGGGACGUGCAUACUCGCAGCGUCAGAAGAUGCAACGUGAGCGUGAGCUUGCCAGCAAGCAGGGCGGUCCUUUCACUGAAGGUCCUUCGCUUCUUAAGAACCAUCUUGAUGGCUAUUCUUCGCACGCAUCUGCAGAAGACGCCAUGCCUAAACGCAUGUCGUCCGUGCGUAGUACUCGUGGCGCAGGCCAUGCGGGCGAUGUCAAGCGUUCGAACACCACGCGCCACGGGCGUGAAAUGCCAAAACCACUUGUCGACCUGACGCCGCAAUACAAAGCACCGCCGCAGUUUCAAAAGAAGGGCAAAGGCUUCCAUCCCGAUCAUGUUGGACCAGGCGGCCUCAUUGACUCGGCAACCAGCCCAGACGUAGUAAUUGCCGUUCCUCCGAGCCAGGAUUGGCGAGGGCGGAGUACUGCGACCAGGCCAGCGACCAGCAGCGGCCCUAGUGCAGAUCGGACAAAGAGUUUGAGAGGUCACGGCAUGAAGAUCCACGGUGCUAUGAACAAUCAUUCGAACGUGCCCGAGAGCGGCGACGACGCUUUUACUGGUCGCGGGCUGCUCGCGCACCCUGAAUAUACAACAGCAGCUCCAAUACCACCCCAUGGUCAUGGAGUGAUGGAUGGAUCGAAGGCGAAAGGACCUAUGCUAGACAUGUCGGAGAGCAGCCAGUUUGCGCCAGGAAGUCUCCUAGCAAACGUCGCCGCACAGAACCCUACGGUUCCAAUCAUUGACAGGGAGAGGAAGCGGAGUGUUGAUCUGCCGACUGGUGAG